Messenger RNA from Chondrus crispus (carragheen), 2670 nucleotides. RefSeq lists its product as hypothetical. The transcript is spliced from 3 exons. Gene Ontology annotation, cellular component: nucleus. Bases 1 to 2670 code for a protein of 889 amino acids. NCBI's taxonomy places the organism in Eukaryota, Rhodophyta, Florideophyceae, Gigartinales, Gigartinaceae. Gene Ontology annotation, biological process: protein ubiquitination; ubiquitin-dependent protein catabolic process; mRNA processing. The record is from RefSeq and is a predicted model, not a curated record. Gene Ontology annotation, molecular function: zinc ion binding; ubiquitin protein ligase activity; nucleic acid binding.
AUGACUUCCUCCGUCCAUUUUCGUUUCAAAAGCGCGAGGGAUUUCGAAACUCUCCCCUUCGAAGGCGAUUUUCUCAAAGUCGCAGAUCUCAAAGUCGCUAUCGUCGCCCGAAAGAAGCUCAACUUCGGAGAGGGUUUCGAUCUCGAAAUCAGCGAUGCAGAUACAAAAGAUGUAUAUCAUGACGAAAACGCCCUCGUCCAGAAGAACACUUCCGUCAUCGUCCGUCGCAUUCCGGGCCUCCGACCUGGCGGCAUCCUCUCCCAUCAGGACAUGGCCGGCAAGAACGAGCGCUACGCCGAGAAGCCGUCGGCAAACCCUACCUCAAACCAAGUAGCCACCAUCGAUCACACCACACAAGACCUUCCCAAGACAAUUGAGGGUUCGGACGAAGCGGAACGCAUCAACUCCCUCAUCAGCCAAGCUAGCAGCGCCGUCGACAAUUUCCCUUACCCUCCCUCACGUGGCCGCUUCGGUGGUAGAGGCUCUUUUCGCGGCGCUCGCGGCGGACGCGGAGGACGGGGGGGACGGGGCGGUCGCAGCUUCCAACCCCCAGGGCCCUCGGCGUUUGGAAGCAACAUGUAUCCAGACCGCGCCCCGAGGCCGAGUGCCAAUUACGUUUGCCAUCGAUGCAAUCAACCGGGGCAUUGGAUUGAUCAAUGUCCGACGAAUGGAGACCCUACCUACGAUAAGAUCAAAGUCAGAGCACCCACUGGCAUUCCACGCAGCAUGCUCCGGCACGUCGAUGCGCCGGAAUCAGGUACAGGCCUGCAGGACAGCUCGGGACAGUUUGUCACAUUGCAGCCAAAUGAGGAAGAGUUUGCUCGUCAGACUUUUGGCUUACGCAUGUCGCAAAUGGCAGCAUCCAAAGCGUCGGGAGCCCCCUUCGGUGAGGAGGCAAGUCCAGGCAAUGAGCAGACGCUCAAAGCCAACUCGGCAUCUGAUGCUCCAGAUCAAAGUCCGUCAGGGCUUGCGCCACAGCCAGCACCAGGUGAAGCUACGAAGGACAGCAGUGGUGGGUCUGAGUCCAUGCCAAAAUCACCUGGUGACUCUGUUGUAGCGAGAAAAACGGCUGUUGUUCAGGCGAAGGAAUCUGCGACGGCAAAAAUCACUGUCGCUAGCAAUGUUGACCCAAGUACGGCAAAGCUGAACGGAUUUCACCCUGUCGCUGCGUCUGGUAAUGCCCAAUAUAUAAAGAAAACUAAUGCGCAGGCUAGGCGAGGACAGAACCCCCCGCCGCCCGGAAUUCCUUUGCCAGGAAUGCCGCCAGUACCGGGUGCGCCACCAGGUUUUCCUCCUGUGGGUAUGCCUCCAUUUCCACCCGGCAUGCCACCACCGCAUAUAUUCAUGGCGGCUAUGGCUGCCGCUGCUAACGGCCAGGGCGGUAUGCCACCUCUACCACCAGGCCUGAUACCCCCAAACAUGCCGCUACCGUUUCCACCGCCAACUGGUUCGGGUGACCAAGCCAAGACCCCUGGGGAUCUGGCCACCCAACAUGGUUCUCAGCAAUUUAGGUCUACAAACCAUGGCCAAGCGGCCUCUGGUCAUACGGAUAGUGACAAGCAUGGGAGUGUAAUGGACAAGGACCCCAGAAACUCCAGUGAGAGGCCCAACGAGAAGGACAGCGGAAGCAGUGGGCCCUCUCCCAGCCCAAAUGUAUCCAAUUCGGAGGGAAUUUCUGCUGCAAAGGAGAACGUCAACGGCACGUUACCUCUGGAUGCGAGUCCUGGACGUCGACUAGAGCAUCCCAGCAGUGAAAAGAUAGAAUCUCCACGUAACUCUAAGUCUGACUCUCGUCCUCCCCGUGGCAGAUCAGACGAUAGGCAGGAGAGAGACGAGCGUAGAAAGCGUGAUUCAUACGAAAAUGACAAAGAGGACUCUUUCGAACGACGUCACACUCAGGAGUCCAGACGCCACCACCUAUCCAGCCAAAGCCCCCGCGACCGUUCUCCGUCACGCUAUCGACGAACACCUCCUCGUGAACGUCGCCACAGUCCAACCCACGGCCGAGAUCGCUAUCUGCGCGGCGAACCUCGACGCGAUGCCAUUCGAGACCUAGGAAUAUCCUCGCGAGGGAAGCGCUAUGAAGGUCGUGGAUACCGAGAGGGGCGCAGAGGACGCGAUGAACCGGCAGAACGAGAAUAUGCGAAUGGUCUCGAAGAUUCGAGACGCCGGUCUCCCGUCCAUGGCGGCAUGCCAAGAGGCUUGCGUGCCUUGAGCCCAUCCCCUUCAAGGAGACGAAGAGAUGACCGUGGCCGUUCGUCUCGUGAACCUUUUCGACGAGAUGUAUCCCCUGGCGGGCGGCAUGCAUUUUCACGUCAGCGAGACCAGUUAUUAGAUGUUACAUCAAGAGGACGUCGGGAAAGGGUUCGUUCUCCUCGGGAGAGCUGGGAAAAGCACGAGCGUCGAUACCGGUCACGAUCACCGCCCGAUGUGUCGAGGUUCGACAAGACGCAUCGUGACAGAGAGACUCGCCGCCCCCGACAUCAGCAUCGAUCCCGAGGCUCUUCUCCGUCACGGCCUCUAAAAGAUUCCGGGAGACGAAAGAUUGCUGCAGACCAUUCUAGUCAUCGCAAACCAGAGGAUGGUAAUGGGGAUGCAAUGGGAAGACAUCUUUUGCGACCGGAUGGCUCAGACAGACCUUCUAGAAACUCCAAAGCUACAAGAAGAUAG